AUGGCAAUCUCUCAGUUUCCGUGUGGUGCUGAAUCCGAUUCAGAGGAUAAAGUGCCUUCUUCUGGUUCUAGUGCGGGACAGAACGUGAUUGACAGCGAUGGCUUUUUCAACCAUGCAGACGAUGUCUUUGACGUUUUUUCUCAAUGUGGAAAUAUUGAUCUAUGCCCGCCAUUGUCUUCAACGAAAAAGAAUAGCCAAAAGGAUGUUAAUGAUGAGCAGCAAAAACAAACUAAAAGAAAGAUAUAUCGGCCUAAAGUGGUCUCUCAAGAUCCCAAGAGAACAAAGAAAUCUCAUCCUCAAAGCAGCGCCACUCCAAAACCUUCAACUCCUAGGCAGAGAAAACCUUAUGUCAGAAAAACUCCUAAGUGUCAGCGACCAUUAUUUGAUGAUCAUGGCGAAUUGAUCUCUCUACCAUUUUUGGAAAAUUUCAAUGAUUCAACUGUUGAUCAUGGUGGACUUGAGAAUUCUACUAUAACCAAUGAAUCUGCCAUUGAAUCUAAUUCACUGCAGAGUUAUCAGAAGUUAAAUUCAUUGUCAUCUUUAUCUCUAGUUGAGAGCAGAAGAGUUGGACGAAACUUUCCACUGAUGUGUAAGAGGAAAAGACUUAGAAGACAAAGAGUGCGUUUGGUAAAAGUCUUAACCCCUAUUGCAAAGGGGAAAAGAUCAAGUCUUGCUAAGAAAAAGAGAAAAUGUUUUGAAAAUUUACGUGUAGAAGGAAGUUCUAGACUGAGCAGACAAAUGAGACUCAUACUAAAUAAACUGUCAACUUCGAAGAAAAAAAAUCAUCAAAAGAUAAAUAAGUUAGAUGCCCAAAACAAAUCAGGGGAGUUAGUUAUUUAUAACCGGCGAUCUUCAAGAGUUGAUGUUUUACUUGAUGAAGAGACAUUAAGAGUAUGGAACUUGCUCGUUGCUGAAAGAGGACACGAUGAAAAGGAUGAACAGAAACGGAUGCGUUGGGAGAAUAUAAGAAUGGUCUAUAAGAAUGUGGUUCUUACAUUCUUAGAUCAGAUGCAAGACACCCAAGGUGAUAGAAGAUUCUUACCGUGGAAAGGUUCAAUUUUGGAUUCUGUGGUUGGAGUUUUUUUAACUCAAAAUGUGUCUGACUAUUUGUCAAGCUCUGCAUUCAUGUCACUUGCUGCACAAUUCCCUGUCAAAUCAGUUAGCUGUGAAAAAGACAACAAUAUGGUUGUGUUGGAUCCUAAGUUGGAUAUAGAGAUGAAAGGUGGAAACGAUGAAGAAAUGGAAGUUGAGAAAGUCAAUGAAUAUCUCAAAGUUGACAACAGUGGAGCUGAAUACAAGUCCACCAUCGAAUAUCCCAAAGUUGAUAACAGUGGAGCUGAAUACAAUUCCACCAAUGCAUAUCCCAAAGUUGAUGGCAAGGGAACUGAAUCCAAUUCCGCCAAUGUAUAUCCCAAAGUUGAUGGCAAGGGAACUGAAUCCAAUUCAACUUCUGUGGAGAGAAACACAGGUUCUCCCAGCAUAACUUUCGGUAAGAAAGAAGUCCCUACUACAAAAAAAACCAAAACUCAAGAGGAAAAAGAGAUCUUAUUGGAAAAGAAACGACAAUACUGGGAUACACUAAGAAAAUGCCACAGUGAUAAGCCUCGACACGAGGAUUACAUGGAUUUUGUUGAUUGGAAAGCAGUAAAAGACGCAACAGUUGGUGAAGUUGCGAAAGCUAUUGCACUUCGCGGUCAACAAUUCAUUAUUGCGGGCAGAGUAGUGGAGUUACUGAACAUGUUAUAUUCCACCACUGGAAACAUGGAUUUAGAAUGGCUAAGAUAUAUUCCACCACUGGAUGCAAAGGAAUAUCUUUUGAGCAUACAUGGAUUGGGAUUGAAAAGUGUGGAAUGCAUAAGACUUCUAGCACUUCAACAUAUUGCUUUCCCGGUGGAUGUAAAUGUCGCAAGAAUCGUGGUACGAUUAGGAUGGGUUCCACUGCAAACAUUGCCGGAAUCAAUGCAAAUACAUGACUUAGAGGAAUUCCCAGAUUCGAACAAAAUUCAACAGUAUCUCUGGCCAAGACUAUGCACUCUUGAUCAUCGUACAUUGUAUGAAUUGCAUUAUCAGCUGAUAACAUUUGGAAAGGUUUUUUGCACAAAGAAACACCCAAACUGCAAUGCUUGUCCAAUGAAAGUGGGGUGUGAACAUUAUAAAAGUUCCCUUGCAAGCAAAAGACUUGCCUUGCCACCCAAUCCGUACUCUGAUAUGCUAAGCAACCCUACACUGACGUUUGUUCCGAAUGAGAUUAAAGAAUGUGAGCCUAUAGUUGAGAUGCCUCCAUCACCGGAACCUGAAAGGACAAUGGUUGAUUUUGAAACAAAGCAUGAUGAAGAGAUUUACUAUGACUAUAAUAACCAAGAUGAUGAAGACAUAGAAGAUAUGCUUACACUCAACCUGAGUAGUCAAGGAUCAUCAUGCUUGUCAAAGCCCCUUGAUAAUUUUUUCGAUGGGUUUGACCUUGGCAUGAAUACAUCAACGGGAUUUGACCUUGGCAUGAAUACGGGAUUUGACCUUGGCAUGAAUACAUCAACGGCUCUAGUUACAUUACAUCCUUGUGUUGCAAACACCCCUUUACCAAAAAUGAAAGAAGCUAGCCGUCUAAAAACCGAGCGCACAGUUUAUGUUCUCCCGGAUGAUCACCCUCUCCUAAAAGACCAUGCUCCACGUGUUCAUGACGAUCCUUCCCCUUAUCUUCUAAUGGAAUGGCUACAAGCGGAAUUAGAAAGCUCGGGUGAAUCAAGUACAUCUGACUUGCAAGAGGAAGAUAAAAGUCAAACAGUUCCUGGAACACUUCUGAUACCAUGCCGAACUGCAAUGAAGGGGUAUUUUCCCCUAAACGGAACAUACUUUCAAAUUAAUGAGGUUUUUGCUGACUUUGCAUCAAUGAUAAAACCGAUUAAUGUUCCUAGAAGGUUGAUAUGGUCUCUAUCGAAACAGAUAACAUAUUUUGGUACUGGGACAUCGGCCAUUACAAGAGGCAUGUCAGCGGAAAAGGUCAGAGAAUUCUUUAACGAAGGAUACAUUUGUGUCCGAGCAUUUGAAACAAAAACAGGAGCUCCAAGGCCAAUAUCACCAAUGAUGCAUCUGAGCACUACUGCCAAAGAAAGAGUUGAAAAAGAAAAAAAGGCAGUUGAAAAUGAGAAAAAUGUGUUGCCAAAUGAGAAAAAUGUGUUGCCAAAUGAGAUAGCAAGUCAGAAUCCUAUUAUAGAUCUUUAG
This is a messenger RNA of Lathyrus sativus (Indian pea), 3219 nucleotides long. The record is from the annotation of a GenBank genome assembly. Lineage: Eukaryota; Viridiplantae; Streptophyta; Magnoliopsida; Fabales; Fabaceae.